Nematostella vectensis (starlet sea anemone) is the source of this 1767-nucleotide messenger RNA. RefSeq lists its product as uncharacterized. The transcript has 3 exons. The record is from RefSeq and is a predicted model, not a curated record. Bases 217 to 1554 code for a protein of 445 amino acids. Gene Ontology annotation, cellular component: nucleoplasm. Gene Ontology annotation, biological process: regulation of gene expression. NCBI's taxonomy places the organism in Eukaryota, Metazoa, Cnidaria, Anthozoa, Actiniaria, Edwardsiidae. Gene Ontology annotation, molecular function: RNA binding.
CGUUGACUCCACUAGAUUCGUUUUCCGUUUGAGACGCCAUCUUGGUUUGGUACAGAAUCGAACGUUACCAUAGUAACUGAUGAAGAAGUUUUAAAGACUACCGUAUUGUUAGCUGACUUGAAUGAUUCUGAAAAGGUCAACAGAGUCUAUUCUAAAUAGACUGAGGCCGAGCAUCAUCGCGCGAGUAACGCCUGUUUGAAUGUAAAGGCCGGUAACAUGGCUGGGAUAAUGGUACUCAAAACCAAUAGAAACGUUCUCCAGAGGUUUAUAAGCUCAUAUCUCUACCGCUUUCCCAUUGUAUCUUCUUCAUUGAAGACUUAUGGAAGGAGUAUACAUUCUUGCUAUGUUUUAACGAGUUGCCAAUAUAAUAAGUUCAGCGGUGAAGAACAUUCCAAAUGGCGGCUCUUCGGAACUUGCAAUCCUCGGCUCUAUCAGAACCCAAAUGUUUUCCAGAUGGUCAAGUUAUACUCAUCUGCAACGACCAAUCUUCCAUCAAUGGAUCUUCUUGAACAAAGUCGUAGGACGAUAUUUGUUGGAUCACUUCAUCCAUCCACGGUAGAAUCUACUAUUUUCGAGUACUUUUCUACUUUAGGGGAGCAGGUCGAGCAUGUGAAGUGCAUUCGGACAUUGUCGGGCAAAUCAAAAGGAUUUGCAUUUGUGCGACUUAGAAAGAAAGAAGCCGUCGAGUCGGUACUCGGAAGGGAUGAUCAUGUUAUUGAUAAUAGUGAUGUAUCGAUGGAAAAACAGGACACGUAUAGAAAGGUUAUUCUUAAAAAUAUCCCAUCAAGUAUUGGCGAAAGUCAAAUACUUGAACACUUUUCUAGCUCUGGGGAAAUUGCCUCAGUGUAUAUACCUGAAAAUCUGAAAACCAAGGAAAGAAAAGGUCACUGCAUUGUUACGUUUGCAUCUGUUACAGAAGCUUUUGAAGUUGUCAAAAAGCGGAAGCACCACAUCCAUGGCUAUGAUAUAAUCACUGAAUACUACAUGAAUUUAAAACAGCCAAAGAAACUAUGUCUAAAGAAUCUUCCUUACAAUGUUACUGUAGAUCAGAUAAAGAAUCGCAUGGAUGGCUUUGGAGGGCUCAUGGAGAUCGAUCUAGCUGUGAUGCCUGAUAGAUCUGAAUGUGAGGCUUUUUUAAUCUUUUCUAAUGAAGAUAGUAUUAGAGAAAUUAUGAAACAAGGGAAAAUCAGCUUUGGUGACUCACUAGUAAAUACAGAACAAGUUAGUGCGAAAAUGGAUGGGAAAGCCAGAUACAAGUCUUUAUUCAUUGAAGGUCUACCUUUAACAGUCAAUAAAACUGACUUGGCCAAACACUUUGCACAGUUCGGGAAAGUGAAGGGAAUCCGUCUUUUAAAAUCAAAGAAGAGUGGAACUCAAUUUGCAAUAGUGAAGUUUAAGCACACAGCUGGGUUAAACACUGCAAUGGAGCAAGGAAUCCACUUUUUAGAUGGAAAGUCCUUCUCUGUCAGGAAACUAGGUUUACGUGUGUCCUCUCACCAGCCGUAUGAGAAAGAAUUUAACAGUAAUGAUAUGAUAGGUGUACAUUUGCUUUAGACACACAUUUUCCUUGUCGUGUAGCCAUUACAGGAACAUUGACAGGGCUGUGAAACACCUUAAGAUUUUGGUAGGAGAUGCUUGUAACAAAUAACAACAACUAAACCUUAGAGAUCCUUAAUGGUUGUGAAUCAUCCCCACUUUUUCUGUAAAAAAAGGAAAAUUCAUGUCCCUUUGUUUUGUAUAAAACCAACAAAUAAAGUAUCAAACUUA